Molecule: messenger RNA, 1118 nt
Organism: Euleptes europaea (tarantolino)
Lineage: Eukaryota; Metazoa; Chordata; Lepidosauria; Squamata; Sphaerodactylidae
Gene: KCTD10
Product: potassium channel tetramerization domain containing 10
Exons: 7
Coding region: 20-964 (314 amino acids)
Biological process (GO): protein ubiquitination; proteasome-mediated ubiquitin-dependent protein catabolic process; protein homooligomerization
Cellular component (GO): Cul3-RING ubiquitin ligase complex
Molecular function (GO): protein binding; ubiquitin-protein transferase activity
Source: RefSeq, a predicted model, not a curated record
GGCCUCGCGCGGGCUUUUCAUGGAAGAGAUGUCCGGAGAGACGGUGGUGAGCACAGCAGUGCCGGCAGCUUCCACUCGCACCACCUCCUUCAAAGGCGCCAGUCCGAGCUCCAAGUAUGUGAAGCUGAACAUCGGUGGGGCGCUUUACUACACCACCAUGCAGACGCUGACUAAGCAGGACACCAUGCUGAAGGCCAUGUUCAGUGGUCGGAUGGAGGUUCUCACGGACAGCGAAGGCUGGAUUUUGAUAGACCGCUGUGGCAAGCACUUUGGAACCAUCUUGAACUACCUGCGCGAUGGUGCCGUGCCACUUCCGGAGAGCCGGCGGGAGAUCGAAGAGCUGUUGGCAGAGGCAAAGUAUUACCUGGUGCAGGGCCUGGUGGAUGAGUGCCAGGCCGCCCUCCAGCAGAAUAAAGAUGUCUAUGAGCCCUUCUGCAAAGUGCCCAUCAUUACAUCCCCCAAAGAAGAACAAAAACUAAUCGCUACGUCGAACAAGCCGGCAGUCAAGUUGCUGUACAACAGAAGCAACAACAAGUAUUCCUACACCAGCAAUUCUGAUGACAACAUGCUGAAAAACAUCGAGCUCUUUGACAAGCUGUCGCUGCGGUUCAACGGGCGCGUCCUCUUCAUCAAGGAUGUCAUCGGGGACGAGAUCUGCUGCUGGUCUUUCUACGGGCAAGGGCGCAAGAUCGCAGAAGUCUGCUGCACGUCCAUCGUAUACGCUACUGAGAAGAAACAGACCAAGGUUGAGUUUCCAGAAGCCCGGAUUUACGAGGAGACAUUGAACAUCCUGCUGUACGAAGCGCAGGAUGGGCGAGGGCCAGACAACGCCCUGCUGGAGGCCACCGGAGGGGCAGCUGGCCGCUCCCACCACCUGGAGGAGGACGAGGAGCGAGAACGCAUUGAGCGGGUCCGGAGGAUUCACAUCAAGCGCCCGGACGAUCGGGCUCACCUCCACCAGUGAAGGCGGCCCGCUUGGCCCCCGUUUCGGAAAUCUCCGUCCAGCAUCCUAAUUUAUAUCCUGUGAGAUCUAUCAAGUGUAUUUUAAAAAGUGAAUUAAGAGUAUUUGAGGGUACUGGACAAAGUAGUUCUGUCGCUAAAGUCCAGGAGGUGUCUGA